Anopheles marshallii is the source of this 381-nucleotide messenger RNA. RefSeq names its product ejaculatory bulb-specific protein 3-like. NCBI's taxonomy places the organism in Eukaryota, Metazoa, Arthropoda, Insecta, Diptera, Culicidae. The coding region runs from base 1 to 381 and encodes 126 amino acids. The transcript has a single exon. The record is from RefSeq and is a predicted model, not a curated record.
AUGAAACUGUUCGUCGUCGUUGCCCUUGCCCUGGUCGGUACGGUGGCCGCUCAGUCGUACACCACCAAGUACGAUAACGUCGAUGUGGAGGAAAUUCUCAAAUCGGACCGCCUGUUCAACAACUACUUCAAGUGCCUGAUGGAUGAGGGCCGCUGCACCCCGGACGGUAACGAGCUGAAGCGCAUCCUGCCGGACGCGCUCAAGACGGACUGUGCCAAGUGCAGUCCCAAGCAGCGCGACGGUGCGAUCCAGGUGAUCGAUUACCUCAUCAAGAACCGCAAGGCACAGUGGGAGACGCUGCAGAAGAAGUACGAUCCGGAAAACAAGUACCUCGAGAAGUAUCGCGAUCAGGCCAAGAAGGAGGGCAUCGCGCUGGAGUAA